Messenger RNA from Sesamum indicum (sesame), 1078 nucleotides. RefSeq names its product protein GENOMES UNCOUPLED 4 (gene GUN4). Gene Ontology annotation, cellular component: chloroplast. Gene Ontology annotation, molecular function: tetrapyrrole binding. The record is from RefSeq and is a predicted model, not a curated record. Gene Ontology annotation, biological process: chloroplast-nucleus signaling pathway. Lineage: Eukaryota; Viridiplantae; Streptophyta; Magnoliopsida; Lamiales; Pedaliaceae.
GAUGACCUCUUCACUUCCCUCUUCACACAUUUCUUAUCUCUCAACCCCACAUGCAAAUUUCUCUUAUCGUCCCACAAACCUCUCUACUACUACUUCUCUUUCUCCUCCCAAAACUUUGAACAUCUCUGUCUGAAAAUUUCACAGCUACCAAAUUCUUGAAAAUCCCACUGAUUUCCUUUAAUGGCCACCAAUACUUUUAACUCUGUAUACCACAACCACCAUUCUCUCCGGCGUCGCCACUCCAUAGACUGCACUCCCACCUCCACCACCACAAACUACCCCUUCUUCCUCAAACCAACCACCUCUACCGCCGCCUCUCAUUUUCUGUCCCACUCCGCUGCUUUCGCCGUCUCCUCCACCACCUUCUCCACUUCCACUACCACCAACCCCUCCACCUCCCAAAACGUUUCCGUCGAGCUCCUCCGCCAGCAUUUGUCCUCCAAGAACUUCCGGGAGGCCGACGAGGAGACCCGCCGCCUUCUGAUAGUCCUGGCAGGGGAAGCGGCGCAGAAGCGGGGCUACGUCUUCUUCUCGGAGGUGAAGUUCAUCUCGGAAGAUGACCUGAAAACCAUAGAUGGGCUGUGGAGAGAGCACAGCGAUAACAAAUUCGGGUACAGCGUACAGAAAAGGAUUUGGAACAAAGUGAACAAAGAUUUCACAAAGUUCUUCAUCAAAGUCGGGUGGAUGAAGAAGCUGGAGAGCUCCGAAGUUGAGCAGUACAAUUACAGGUCUUUUCCCACAGAGUUCACGUGGGAAAUGGAAGAGGGCACGCCGGAGGGUCACCUGCCAUUGACGAAUGCACUGAGAGGAACUCAGCUUCUCAACAGUAUCCUCAGCCACCCAGCUUUUGAAGGAGAUGAUGAGGAUGAAGACAAAGGUAAAGAUGGGGUGACUGGAGCAGAAGAGAGAGAUAGUGGGAUUAAGCCAUUGACCAAGAGAAUCUUUAAAACCACCUACACAUUCUGAAGAAGCUCUGUCACAAGUGAUGGGCAUCGAAAAAUGUAAUCUUUUGUUUGUUUUUUGAACAUUAAUAUAUAUAUAUAUAUAUGGUUUUGAUAAAGUAUAAAUUUUUGUUAUA